This is a messenger RNA of Brassica oleracea var. oleracea, 1896 nucleotides long. Its product is annotated as probable protein arginine N-methyltransferase 3. Gene Ontology annotation, biological process: peptidyl-arginine methylation. Lineage: Eukaryota; Viridiplantae; Streptophyta; Magnoliopsida; Brassicales; Brassicaceae. The record is from RefSeq and is a predicted model, not a curated record. The transcript is spliced from 7 exons. Gene Ontology annotation, molecular function: protein-arginine N-methyltransferase activity. Bases 29 to 1759 code for a protein of 576 amino acids.
GUGCUGAAAUAAUCACUCAUUCACUCUCAUGGCUGCUGCGGCAACAAAGAUGGUCAAGAACGAACUUAUCAGCCACAGCGAUGACGACGAUACAGAAGAGAACUUCUCAGAGGACGGAGACUGGGGAGACUGGGAAGCUGGUGUGGAGGAGGACGGUGACGGUGACGGCUCCGAAUCUGACUUCCUCUGUUUAUUCUGCGAGUCUCACUUCGUGUCCUGUGCUCUACUCUUCGAGCACUGUCGUGUGAGCCACGCGUUUGAUUUCCACGGAGUUAGAAAGGAGCUGAAACUGGACUUCUACUCUUCCUUCAAGCUCAUCAACUUUGUUCGGUCACAGGUGGCUGAGAACAAAGCUGUUGAUGUCAAAGAUGUGAACUUUCCUUGGGAUGAUGAGAAGUAUCUGAAACCCUUUUGGCAGGAGGAUUCGCUUUUGUACAGCUUUGCUGAUGACGAGGAAGAAGAAGAAGAAGAGGAAGAGGGAUUAGAUAGAGAGGGUUUAAUGGAGGAUUUGCAGAAACUUGGGGAUUUAAGUAUUGAUGAUGUGUCAGUCAAUAAGGAUGUUACUCUUAUCUCAAACAAACAAAGUUGUGUGGAUGGUUUGGUAGUAGUUAAUGGGAAAGAUGAAGAGGCAAGAGUUUGUGAUGAGAGGUUAGCUGGUAGGAACGUUAGGAAGGUGAAUGAGAACUAUUUUGGAUCUUAUAGUUCGUUUGGGAUUCACAAGGAGAUGAUAAGUGAUAAGGUUAGGACAGAAGCAUACAGGGAUGCUCUUUUGAAGAAUCCGAGUCUCCUGUCUGGCUCUGUUGUAAUGGAUGUUGGUUGUGGAACUGGAAUAUUGAGUCUCUUUGCAGCUCAAGCUGGGGCUUCAAGGGUAGUUGCAGUUGAAGCUAGUGAGAAGAUGGCCAAAGUUGCUACUAAGAUUGCUAAGGAUAACAAAGUGUUUAAUGAUAGCGAGCAUAAUGGGGUACUUGAAGUAGCACAGUCAAUGGUUGAAGAGCUAGAAAACUCCAUAAAGAUUCAACCUCAAAGUGUUGAUGUGUUAGUCAGCGAAUGGAUGGGAUACUGCCUUCUAUACGAGUCAAUGCUCACCUCUGUGCUCUAUGCAAGAGAUCGGUGGUUGAAACCUGGAGGUGCAAUCCUCCCUGACACAGCCACCAUGUUUGUAGCUGGAUUUGGCAAAGGCGCCACAAGUCUUCCUUUCUGGGGAGAUGUCUAUGGCUUUGACAUGUCUUCAAUUGGCAAGGAGGUUCUUGAAGAUACUGCUAGGAUUCCCGUUGUUGACGUUAUAGAGGACCGUGAUUUAGUGACUGGACCUGCCCUUCUCAAGGCGUUUGACCUGGCUACCAUGAAACCAGAUGAAGUAGAUUUCACAGAAACAGCAACGCUUGAGCCCAUUGAAUCAGAAACAGAAGCUAGGUUGUGCCACGGUGUUGUGUUGUGGUUUGACACAGGUUUCACCGAUAGGUUCUGCAAGGAAAACCCAACCGUGCUAUCCACAUCACCCUACACUCCUCCAACGCACUGGGCCCAGACGGUCUUGACGUUUCAAGAACCAAUCUCAUUGGCACCGGACACGGUUCUGUCUGGUGCUGACAGAAGUGGAGCUAUUGGAACGGAAGAAAGUCCUGCCUCGAGCAUCCAUCUGCGUGUGAGUGUUGCACGAGCGUCUGAGCAUCGCAGCAUUGAUGUCUCAUUGGAGGCUACAGGUGUGAGCUUAAACGGUCAGAAGCGUUGUUGGCCAGUUCAGAUAUUUAAUCUAUGAACGUGAUUGUAACCAAUUGUAAGACUCAUUUUCUCCAUUUUUGAUCUAAAACAAGGAUGUGGAUUAACUUCCUUUUUAUUAUUGAGGGUAAAAGAAUAAUUGUUUUAUUGAUAAAUGUUAAAGAGAGACAGUAAAAG